CAGGCUAACCUCCGUCUGCUGCUGUAACGACCCGGUCCGGACCCGGUUCAGGCCCGGUUCAGGCCGUCCGAACGGUACCGGCUCUGACCCGAACCCCGCGCUGACAGCAGUGGCUACAGUUAGCGCUGUUAGCAUCAGCAGCAGACUAACAGAGCUAACAGAAGCUAACAGAAGCUAACAGCUGAGAGCUGGACAACAUGGCGACAGAGGAGAAGAAACCAGAGACAGAAAACACCAAACCGCCUUCAUCCUCCUCGGGAUCCGGCAGCAAGUCUAAUCCAGCUAAACCUAACUACACAGUGAAGUUCACGUUGGCCGGACACACGAAGGCUGUUUCUUCUGUGAAGUUCAGCCCCAACGGAGAGUGGCUCGCUAGCUCCUCUGCAGAUAAGCUGAUAAAGAUCUGGGGAGCGUUCGAUGGCAAGUUUGAGAAAUCCAUCGUUGGACACAAACUGGGGAUCUCUGAUGUCUCCUGGUCUUCAGACUCCAACCUGCUGGUUUCUGCCUCUGACGAUAAAACACUGAAGAUCUGGGACAACAGUUCUGGGAAGUGUCUGAAGACUCUGAAGGGACACAGUAACUACGUCUUCUGCUGUAACUUCAACCCUCAGUCCAACCUGGUGGUGUCUGGAUCGUUUGAUGAGAGUGUUCGUAUCUGGGACGUUAAAACAGGAAAGUGUCUGAAGACUCUUCCGGCUCACUCUGACCCCGUCUCUGCUGUUCACUUCAACAGAGAUGGUUCGCUCAUCGUCUCCAGCAGCUACGACGGCCUCUGUCGUAUCUGGGACACAGCAUCAGGACAAUGUCUGAAGACUCUGAUUGGUGAGUUGGUGAACACAACUUUAUUAACACUGUACAAACACAACUUUAUUAACACUGUACAAACACACAACUUUAUUAACACUGUACAAACACACAACUUUAUUAACACUGUACAAACACAACUUUAUUAA
Messenger RNA from Dicentrarchus labrax (European seabass), 953 nucleotides. Its product is annotated as WD repeat-containing protein 5-like. Gene Ontology annotation, cellular component: Set1C/COMPASS complex. Gene Ontology annotation, molecular function: histone binding. The transcript has 8 exons. Bases 198 to 953 code for a protein of 251 amino acids. The record is from RefSeq and is a predicted model, not a curated record. Lineage: Eukaryota; Metazoa; Chordata; Actinopteri; Moronidae.